AUGCUUGGCUUCGCGUCCUACUACGGCGACCACAUGGUGUUGCAGAAGGAGCCGGCGGGGGCCGUGGUGUGGGGCUACGGGGAGCCGGGGGCCGCGGUGACCGUGGCUCUCUCCGGGGAUGGUGGCCUCGUUGUCAUGAAGAAGACAGUGCAAGCUAAAGGACCUUCCGGGACGUGGACAACUGUCCUGGACCCUAUGGAUCAAGGCGGACCCUAUGUGCUGACGGCCGCACAGGGCUUGGAGAACGUGACGCUGCGGGACGUCUACUUUGGGGACGUGUGGCUUUGCAGCGGGCAGAGCAACAUGGCAAUGACGGUCUUGCAGGUAAGCCCCCACAGCAAGGCCCGAUCCUGCCAGCUCAGGCAGGGAUCAGGCAGGGAUCAGGCAGGGAUCAGGCAGGGAUCAGGCAGGGAUCAGGCAGGGAUCAGGCAUUUCCCUUUGCAGCCCGCUGUUUCUUGAACAGAAAACUUGGGCCAUGGGAAUUUCACCUACUUCUCGGCCGUCUGCUGGCUGUUGGGACGCUACCUCUACGAGGCUCUGCGGUACCCCGUCGGGCUGGUGGAGGCGGCCUGGGGGGGCACCCCCAUCGAGGCCUGGUCCUCCCGCAGGGCUCUGCGGGCGUGCGGGCUCCCGGAGGACGCGGGGAGCAUCUCCCCGCACCAGCAUGUCUCCGGCCCGCAAACACCCUCCGUGCUCUGGAACGCCAUGAUCCACCCACUGCUCAACAUGACGCUGCGGGGUGUCGCUUGGUAUCAGGGCGAGGCUAACGCCUUCCUGCACACGGACCGGUACAACUGCACCUUCCCUGCGCUCAUCACCGACUGGCGCCGGGCUUUCCACGCCGGAGCGUCCGGGCCGACGGAGCCGCUCCUCCCGUUCGGUUUUGUGCAGGUGAGGGGGAGCGAGGGGCGAGUCCCGGGGGGAGGGGUCGAGGGCGCGGUGACGAAGCUAUCGGAUACCAACCCCAUCUCCCUCCUCUUCCUCGGCAGCAUCCACCCCCGGGACAAGCAGAACGUGGCCCACCGGCUGCACCUGGGCGCCAGGGCUGUGGCGUACGGGGAGAAAGACCUGGUUUUCCAGGGCCCGUACCCCACCCGG
This is a messenger RNA of Fulmarus glacialis (Northern fulmar), 1098 nucleotides long. RefSeq names its product sialic acid acetylesterase (gene SIAE). The transcript is spliced from 7 exons. The annotation marks the transcript as partial. Gene Ontology annotation, molecular function: sialate O-acetylesterase activity. The record is from RefSeq and is a predicted model, not a curated record. Gene Ontology annotation, biological process: carbohydrate metabolic process. Lineage: Eukaryota; Metazoa; Chordata; Aves; Procellariiformes; Procellariidae.